Molecule: messenger RNA, 1282 nt
Organism: Eubalaena glacialis (North Atlantic right whale)
Lineage: Eukaryota; Metazoa; Chordata; Mammalia; Artiodactyla; Balaenidae
Gene: CBY1
Product: chibby 1, beta catenin antagonist
Exons: 7
Coding region: 314-697 (127 amino acids)
Biological process (GO): negative regulation of Wnt signaling pathway
Cellular component (GO): nucleus
Source: RefSeq, a predicted model, not a curated record
AGGAGGCGCCCGUGGUCGAGGUCGCGGCGGGGGACGCGGCCUCUGCUGGGUACCUAGCGGGAGGUCAGGGGGUUCUCUUGGAACCUCAGCUUCCGGGGCACGUCAGCAGAAACAAUGCCAGGGGCUUCCACUGUGUUUUGGAUGACAUGGUAGCACAGCUUCAAAUUCCCUCAUCAUCUUAGUCCUCAGUGCUGUCCCGUCCACCACCAAGCUGGAAUCAUUCUGUGAGCCACAGCCACCCCCCACCUCUGCAAGAGACCCUCCAACACUAGCAGGAGAAGGGAGCAUUGACCUUUCCUUCAUCAGGCCAAAGAUGCCUCUCUUUGGGAGUACAUUCAGUCCGAAGAAGACGCCCCCUCGGAAGUCUGCGUCUCUCUCCAACCUGCAUAAUUUGGAUCGGUCGACCCGGGAGGUGGAGCUGGGCCUUGACUAUGGAACGCCCACCAUGAACCUGGCUGGGCAGAGCCUGAAGUUUGAAAACGGCCAGUGGAUAGCAGAGACAGGGAUUAGUGGAGGUGUGGACCGGAGGGAGGCCCAGCGCCUCCGGAGGCGGAACCAGCAGCUGGAGGAAGAGAACAAUCUCUUGCGGCUGAAGGUGGACAUCCUGCUGGACAUGCUCUCUGAGACCACUGCCGAAUCCCACUUAAUGGAGAAGGAGCUGGAUGAACUGAAGAGUGUCAGCCGGCGGAGAAAAUGAAGACCCCGAAGACACCCGUUAGGAGCACAGGGGGAAACCCAUUCGUCAGAAGAAGAGGAUGUGGCUGAGGGAAUUUUUAACCAAACUAGUGGAUUAGGUCCUGGGAGAGUAUCAUAUAAUGGGGCCAAAGGCACUGGCCCCCUAAGGUCGGCAGUAGGAAGGUGACAGCGUAGUGGAUUCCAGGCCAGUCCUGUGCUUCACAGCACAGGGAGGCCUCCUCAGGGAGGUCUGGGGUGACGGAGGCCUUUGGGUGUUCUCCAUUCACUUAACACACAAAUGCCCGUGGCCCAGGCUCACCCUCAUUGGACGGAGUUCAUCGUAUCAUCCCCUCACACUGUUGUGUGUGGUGUGGCAUCAGGUGUACAGAGCCUUGUUGUUAGGGGUCUCAGAUAAGGAGCUCUCCUGGUUCUCUGCCCUUCAGGCCACUCUCUCCCUCCUUUAAAGAAUACUCGUUCCCCAAAUCCACAGCCUCCUCUGGCUUCAGCUUCUCAGCAGCAAGCACCGACCUCCCACGGCAACACUAUAUUUUUGUGCUACUUUCCUGUUUACCCUACUUUUUUCAAUUAAAUGAUGUUCUAUAAUCUC